AUGGCACCCACAAACGAUAUCGCCUUGGUUUCCCAGUCCCCAAAGGCCGAGGAAACGUUUCCGGAGAAAGUCGAAGAGCAGGUCGUUGCUGAAGAACUCGAGAACACGAGCAAAUCGCGCUGGGAACGAAGUUGGCCCACUAUCGCAUGCGGUGCAGGUCUUUUCUCUGAUGGUUACCUGAACAACGCAAGUAGCUCGUUCCCAACGCGCUUCAUGCCGGAGUGGCCCAUUAUUGGAUCCGUGAACACCGUUCUUCGAACACUUUAUCCGGAGGCUUAUGCGAGCUCCGCCGCGGUCAAAAAUGUCCCAUCAAUCGCAUUUGCGGGCACAGUCGUCGGCCAGCUCAUCUUUGGUUACCUAAGUGAUCAUUACUCGCGAAAAUGGUCUUUGAUGGCCUCUACGGUCCUGCUGGUCAUCUUCGCUGCGCUCUGCGCUGGCUCCUAUGGCGCUGGCGGUAGCCUGUCGGGAUUAUUUGCAGCCUUAACAGCAUACCGAUUUUUCCUUGGUGUAGGGAUCGGCGGAGAGUAUCCCGCCGGAAGUGUUGCAGCCGCAGAGAGCACCGGCGAGCUCAAAAAGGGCCACCGGAAUCGAUGGUUUAUCAUGUUUACAAACUUCCAGAUCGACUUUGGAUUCGUCGUGUCAUCCUUUAUACCUAUGCUCCUCGUCCUGAUCUUCACCGAAAAUCAUCUCCGGGCAGCAUGGCGCGUGAUGUUAGGCUUGGGGGUCCUUCCGCCGUUAAGCUUAUUUUAUUUGCGGUUAAAGCUGAAAGAGCCAGAGGAGUUCAACCGGGAAAGAAUGCAUAAAUAUCCGAUUUGGUUGAUUAUCAAAUUCUACUGGUGGAGAUUGUUCAUUGUCUCGUUGAUCUGGUUUAUUUACGAUUUUUCGGCCUACGCGUUUGGGAUAUACUCCUCUGUCUGGCUGAAAAUAGUUCUUGAUGACAAUGCUCCGCUGUGGAAAACGUUUGGGUGGAACACGGUUGUCACACUAUUCUACAUUCCUGGCUCAGCGUUGGGAGCAUGGGUAAGCGACUGGAUUGGCCCGCGGUACUGUUUGACCCUGGGAGUUGCUGUCCAAGGUAUCAUCGGAUUCAUCAUGGCUGGGUGCUACCAAUGGCUUGCGACUGCUAAGAAUGUGGCCGCGUUUGUGGUUGUUUAUGGGCUUUUUCUGUCAUUUGGGGAGCUUGGCCCUGGGGACAACAUCGGUUUGGUAGCUUCAAAAACCAGUGCAACAGCGAUUCGAGGCCAAUAUUAUGGGAUUGCUGCUGCCUUGGGCAAAGUCGGGGCAUUCGUGGGAACUUAUGUCUUUCCAAUCAUUCAAAACAACGCUCCCAACGAAAUUCGGGCUGGUCAAGAUCCGUUCUUCGUUUCCAGCGCGCUUUGCUUGUUCAGUGCAGUUCUGGCUGCGUUUUUGCUUCCCCAUAUUGGACAGGACACGAUAACAUAUGAAGAUGUUCGGUUUCGCAAGUAUCUUGAAGAAAAUGGAUAUGAUACAAGCACGCUGGGUAACAAAAAUGGCGACCAAAGCGGCGUCCAACGAAGUUGA
Molecule: messenger RNA, 1542 nt
Organism: Uncinocarpus reesii 1704
Lineage: Eukaryota; Fungi; Ascomycota; Eurotiomycetes; Onygenales; Onygenaceae
Product: putative glycerophosphoinositol permease
Exons: 6
Coding region: 1-1542 (513 amino acids)
Biological process (GO): carboxylic acid transport; transmembrane transport
Cellular component (GO): plasma membrane
Molecular function (GO): carboxylic acid transmembrane transporter activity
Source: RefSeq, a predicted model, not a curated record